Owenia fusiformis is the source of this 2872-nucleotide messenger RNA. Lineage: Eukaryota; Metazoa; Annelida; Polychaeta; Sabellida; Oweniidae. The record is from the annotation of a GenBank genome assembly.
GCUGGCAUAUCGGAUCAAUGGUCUGUAAGUUACAUUCUCCGCGACCACGCUGGGGGCACACCAAGGUUAUGAUGUUGCUCCAAGCGUCACCAAGGCACUUUCUUGGAUGGGCAGGGAUAACCUCAUAAUUCUCCUGGCAUACGAUAGUUGCAAAGAAACCUUCCUCGAACCCUUGUCGUAGUUGUUGCCUUGUGGGUAUGUAGAGGGGAUCGAACCUGUCGGGGGGUUCAUACAGGAUGCCCUCGGCGUUGGGUGGGAGAUCCGUUAUCGGUGGGCAUCUGCUGUACGCACCUGCAUAAAAGUUUGAGUAUCAAUUGAGCAGCAUUUGGCAUAUCCUAUUCAUAUUACUAGGACGAAGAAAGAUCCUUAGAAAAUCUUUCGUCGUGCUUUAAUUUUUAGCAUAGCCUCGUAAAUCGGAAUCUGGAAUAUGUGGGUUAAUUUACAACAAAACAAAACAAUUACUAGGAAAUAAAACAAACGUUUACUGAAAAAACUGAUGUACUCCAUAUCGAUCUUUGAUGUUUAUAUUUCUUCAAUCUAACGUGCGUUUCAAGGACAUAAGCUUACAUUUUCGGGUCAGAAUGCCAUGUUUUCUGAACACAUACGUUGUUUGUUUGUAAUUCGGUCCUUUUAGAUCACUUCUUUAUACAACGGAACUAACAAACCGUUUCACCAAUAUAAAUUGUAUAAGGGGGCGAGCAUCAUAUUUUGGUUAACCUUUUUUCAGAAUUCUUUGAACCAGAGUUUACGUGGAACACACGCAGAGAAAUGUUCUUAGUAAAAAGGUCACAUUGCUCCUGAUCGAAUGGUCCAUCCCUGUAGGUUAUGUUGACGUAAGCAUGUACGUACAUUUCUAUUUGCAACAUUCAUUAAGAAGUGCGAAGAAUGGAUCAUACCAAAAAUUAUACCAUGGGAACGGAUAUUACACCAAUAUCGACAGCUUUAACAACAAGCUAUCUCAAGACUGGGUUCAGCACUGAACCUACAGAUGACACAAUACUAGACAGAUUCAAACGCUAUGUUGAAGCAUCUCCUGAUAAAGAGGCACUUGUCAUUGCUGAUGUUGAUACUGUGAAACGUGAAGCUAUAAGCUUCAAGGACUGUGACGAUCUAUCUGAUAACCUUGCUGCAAAUUUAAUAAAAGAAGGCGUUGAAAUAAACGAUGUGAUUGCUAUAUUGAUGCCCAAUUGUAAGGAGUUUAUCGUGAGCUGGUUGUCCUUGCUGAAGUGUCAUGCAUACCCCGCCUUUGUUUCGUUCAAUAUGAGAAAGGGCGAUGAUUUGAAAAAUGUUUUAAAUGAACUAAAGGCUGUUGGCGUAAUUCUUCACACAGGUAGAUCUGAGGGAUUUUAUAGAAUCAUCAAAGAUGUUUUUGGUAGGCUUCUGGAUUUUAAACAAGACCCAGAUGUCCCGAAUCUGAAGUUCGUAGUCGCUAUAGGGACCUGUCUUGAUGGAGCAUUACCGUACAUCAAUAUGGUUAGGACAACAACUGAACUAGAACUUCAACCCUUGCAUGAACGUGUCGCUACUAUUACAAUGGACAGCCCUUGUGCGAUUUUACAAACAUCCGGGUCAUCGGGUCAUCCUAAACUCGUAGUACAUCGCCAUUUCGGCAUGGUCAAUAGUUUCAAUUGUGUAGCAAUUCGUCUUAAUAUGUCAUCAAGCGAUCGUUAUUUUUGUGACCGUCCAAUGACAUGGGGUGCUGGACUGUUCGGUCUGGCCGUUGCUUGUAUUGUCGGGUUGACUGUCAUAACUGUUGAUACAACAAUGUCGGUUGCUGGACGAGAUAUCCACUCGAUCUUACAAAUAAUUUCUAAGGAGAAAUGCACAAGGGGCCUGAUGAUGCCCUAUAUGUUGUAUGACAUGCUGGAACUACCAUCCGUGAGAAAAUAUCAGCUGGAUGCUUUCACAAAAUUCUGGACGAGUGGACAACGUAUACCAAAUGCCUUACUUGAGGGGGUCAAUAAAACAUUGCCCAAAGCCAGCAUGAUUAUUGGGUACGGAUCAACGGAAAUGCUAUGGGUAUCUAGCCAGUUGUAUAAUGUAGCUUCACAAGUUGACCAAACUGGUACGAUAGGCUAUCCAUUCCCUGGGUUUGAAAUUAAGAUCACGGAUGGAGACGACAAGGUGGUGCCCAUAGGAACGCCUGGUAAUAUUAAACUAAGAAGUUACCAAAUGUUCACUGGCUACUAUAACGAUGACAAGAAAACAAAAGAGAAAAUGAAAGAUGGUUGGUUCGAUGUAGAGGACUUUGGGUACCUCACAGAAAAGGGAUAUCUUGUCUUCAUAAGCAAAACUUGUGACAUGAUAAAACGUGGAACUGUUCUUGUAGCACCAGCGAGCGUAGAAAACGUCAUUCUGAAUCACCCAAGCGUUAACAACGUCAUUGUAGUGGGGGUUCCUGAUCCUAGACUUUACGAGGAGCUAUGCGCAUGUGUCAUACUCAACCAUGGCGACACUACUACGGAAAAAGCUAUUGUUGAUUUCUGUAAUGAGAACCUCACUGAACAAACCCUCGAUGGGCUCGCACUCACACCAAAAUUUGUCAUCAUAAUGGAAGAGUUUCCGAGGCUUCCAAAUGGUAAACCUGAUAAAACUACUCUAAAGAAAAUAGCAGCAGAUAAGUGUGCUAUUUAACCCUAAAAGGAGUCCAACUUGGCUGCAUAUUGAGACCCGGUAUUGAGAUCAUAGUUUUUUGCUCAAGAUGUCGUCUUGUUCUAUCCCACUGACAAUGACAAGGCAUAUUACGUACAGUAGAUGCAACACUGUUUAAUCUAUUAUAUCUACAGGGCUCUAUAUUUCAAAUGGAGUCAAAGGCUGCAAGUUUAGAGCUUUUAAAUCAUGAUGAUGGACGAUUGGUAAAUGUCAUACUCUU